AUGGCGACCGUCAACAAGAACAUGAUCGUGAACGGCGUCGGCAACCGCCACCAUCAUGAUGACGACGACGAGCAGGUGCUUCCGUCCCUGCUCGCCGCCGCCCGCCCGUUCCUCCGCGGCGAGCUCGGCGCGGCGGACCCGGAGCUGCCAUCGCUGGUGUCCGUGCUCCGCGCGGCCGGCGCCGGCGAGUGCUACCACAAGCACGGCACGUUCCUGGCGCACCUCGUCGACGUCUACCGCAUCCUCCGCCUGUGGGGCGCGCCGGGCGCCGUGGCGCGCUGCGGCCUCUUCCACUCCUCCUACUCCAACUCCUACGUCAACCUCGCCAUCUUCCAGCCCGACACCGGCCGCGACCGCGUCAGGGGCAUCGUCGGCGCCCCCGCCGAGCGCCUCGUCCACCUCUUCUGCGUUGUCCCCAGGCACCAGAUCAUCCACGACGACCUGCUCUUCCACUACACCGACCAGGAGCUCAGGGACCACCUCGCCGCCUCGCAGGCUGCAGUGGAUGGCAACGCCGCCUCCACUGGACAAGAGCUGCCGGCGUGGCGACGGAAGCUGCGGUCUUUGGUCCCGGUGGACGGCGUGGUGGCGCGGCACAUCCGCACGGGGGAGCCGGUGGCGCUGUCGCGGCGGGUGGUGGCGGCGUUCCUCCUUAUGACCGUGGCGGACUUCAGCGACCAGUACACGGACUACCAGGACGAGCUGUUCGGGAACGAGGACGGGCGGCUGGAGUUCUCCGGCGACAACUGGGCCGCGCUGUGGCCGGGCACCGGCAAGCCGGGGCUGUGGGUGAGUGCCAUGUCGCGGAUGACGGCGCUCUACAACCUCAUCGCCAGGGACGACCAGCUGCUGCUGCGGGAGGGUGGCGGAGGCAAGAAUGUCGAGGUCAGCGACGAUGACAUGCUGGUGGGUGAGAUGGUGGUCCCGCCGGUGUUCGAGGGGUGCACCCGCGUGCUGGACCCGGAGGAGCAGAAGGCGGCGAGGGACCUGUACUGGGCUGCCAUCUGCGGCGGCGGCGGCAAGAAAGCGGCAGAAGGGUUGCUGCGGGAGAGCGUCAGGAGGAACCCGUUUGUGGGCGAGCCGUGGCUGGUGCUGGCGCAGGUGCUCCUCAACGAGGGGGGCGGCAGGUACGAGGAGGCGGCGGCGGCGGCGGCGCGCGGGGUGCGGCUGCUGCUGGAGUGGGGGAGCAGCUGGGACAAGCGCAUGUCAUGGGAGGGGUGGGUGUCGUGGGGCAGGCUGAUGAGGGACAAGGCCAAGCGCCGGGAGUGGCCGCGCACCGCCUGGGGCAUCAUCAACCUCGGCCUCGUCGACGGCGUCGCCAACUGCAACUGAUACAGGCGAUCUUAAAUUAAAUAAUCGGGACCAUGAUUGGUGAUAUGCACCGUACGUGUGCGUAGCUCCUAGCUGGAGUGAUUAUGCAUCUGUGUACUCUAGUACCAGCUAUGUGUCUAAGUGUCUUCCCCUCUCUCUGAUCUCUAAUGUAUUUCCUAUUUCCUGCGUCGCUGUACGUUUGUA
Molecule: messenger RNA, 1515 nt
Organism: Setaria italica (foxtail millet)
Lineage: Eukaryota; Viridiplantae; Streptophyta; Magnoliopsida; Poales; Poaceae
Exons: 1
Coding region: 1-1332 (443 amino acids)
Source: RefSeq, a predicted model, not a curated record